Anoplopoma fimbria (sablefish) is the source of this 4308-nucleotide messenger RNA. RefSeq names its product centrosomal protein of 128 kDa (gene cep128). The record is from RefSeq and is a predicted model, not a curated record. Lineage: Eukaryota; Metazoa; Chordata; Actinopteri; Perciformes; Anoplopomatidae. The transcript has 25 exons. Bases 492 to 3650 code for a protein of 1052 amino acids.
AGAGCUGUGCUUCUGUUAGCCAGCACUGGCUAACACAACCAAUGGAUAUAUAUUAUUAUUAUUAUAGUGCUACUAUUUAUGCCCUCUGUUUCCGCUGGGUGAGCACGGUAUUGUCACAAGUUACUUGGCUAACGUUGGAUUAGCUAGCCAUCGUUCAUAGUAGUUGGUUAACCACUUGUUGCUAGCCAUUUGGAGCAUCCCCCCCUCAACAAUGCCCAGUGAAAUGAUCAGGACGAGGUCAGUUUGAAUUGAAGUGGUUUGCCGGUCAGAUAGCUUUCUGUCUCCACCGGUUGUUAAGGCAACGAUGACGGAGCGCCUGUUCCUGCUGGCUAUGACCAACAUAUCGAUUGUAAAAAAAGUUCAAAACCAGCCCAGUGUGUUAGUUAAUCUGAUUAACGUUACAGUCAACAGCUAGCGUGUUGUGCUGGUCCACUAAUCGUCAGGUUUAGCUAGUCAGCCGUUUUUUUCGUAAACCCACUCUGUGCCAAACCAUGGAUACAUCCAGUGAGUCCGAUUCAUACGACAGGACGCGGGGCCACAGGCCUCGGGGGCGUGAAGCUGGCCGGGACAGGGGCAGAACCAGCGGGAGUGGAGGCGCAGACAUCUCCCAAAAGAUCAGCACACUGGCAAGCACUCUGCAGGACACCAGUAGGAACUUGACCAAAGUUGACCGGAUGCUGGGCCACUACAGGGAGCAUACAGAUGAUCAGGCUGAAGCCAUGGCACUGCUCAGAGACAACCUUGAAGAGUCAAUCAGUCAGCUACAGACACAGAGGGUGAGCAGAUCCAAUGGGGCUCGCAGUGCCUCAGCUUCGGCCUCCACCCUGCGUACCAGUGACCUGGAGGCUUGCUCUGGAUCGGACGGCCAGCGUUUCUACCCUACUUCUCCACUGAGGGACUAUACUGACACUCCAGGAAGGAGACGGAGGUCUCAGUCUGCCAAUGUCCGUUUUAAGGACACCAGCCUGCCAGCAGAAGAUAUUCACACUAUGCACCAGUCCCUGAGGGAUCUGCGUUGUGACCAGCACAGACUGUCUGAUGACCUGGAUAGAGAAAUCCUCAGGAGAAAUAGGUCUGAUAUUGACACCAAGCGAGCGAUGGAGAGCCUCACAGACAACGUGACAACUUCCCAGACACAGGCCUCAGUGUCGUCUCGUGUGGAGUGGCGUCUGCAGGAGCUGGAGACAGAGAUGCGUCCUGAGCAAAGCAGCGUGGGGAGAGAGAAAAGGCCUGACCGGUGGGCGGCCAUGUCUGACAAGCUGCAGGAGACUUCAGGGAAACGCCAAGUUCAAACCCAGGAGAGAGAGGAGGCAGUUACAGCCAGGCUACUGAGAGCAGGCCGGGAGAAAUCCAAGACGGAGCAGGAACUGGAGAGAGCUAGGAGACUACUUGAACAGUCUGAGGAUAGCAGAGAGUCCCUUGUUCAACAGGUGGAGGACAUGCGCAGCGAGCUGCUGAGGAUGAGGAAGGAGAAGACUGAGCUUCAUCUGAAGACUUCUCAGUCCAUUGCUCAGCCACAUGGCAACCACACCUUCAGGGAGGAGGGGAGUGGUGGGCCGAGAGGGGCAGAUGGUUUGAACCUGGAGAAAGAAGUGGCGGAGCUGCGAGCCCAGCUGCACAGGGCUUCAGUUGACAGCGAGGUCGAAGAGCUGAAAAGGACUCUGGACCGAAAGGGGAAGGAGAGGGUGCAACUCAGCUUACAGGUGGAGGAAUUGUCAUCAGACCUGGCGCGGCGGGAGCAACAGCAGCUACGAAUGCUGGAACAAUUGAGGGAGAUGCAGAGCCGAGGGCAGGCAGAGAGGAGGGAGACGGAGGCAUUACUCCAGGAGAGCACGAGGAGCAGAGAUGAAUUGAAGACCAGGGCCCAGGAGGCUGUGCGUCAGUGGAGGGCAAAGUGCAGGAGACUGCAGAAAGAGCUGGAGGAGGCGAGCGCCCAGGGUCAAGUCUAUACUGACAAGGCCUCACAGGCAGCCAGGGACAAGGAGAGCUCCCAGGCCCAGCUGAAGGCGCUGAGCCAGCAGACUGAGGGGGCCCGCAGGGAGCUUGGUGAAAUCCUAGCCCGUUUGGCCCAGCGUGAAGAAGAGCUCCACCGCAAGGACGUGGAGCUGUCCGAGACCCGCCAGCGCCAGUUGUCACUGGAGCAGGAAAUCCGGGAGGUGAGGGAGGCCUCAGCUGCCCUGGAGGAGGAGACUCAGCGUUUGGCUGCUGCCCAGACAAGACUGAGGGAAGAGAACCAGAGGCUGGAGGAACGGGCUGACUCCCAAGCCCGUCGUUGCCAGAGAGACCAGGACACACAGGCCGAGCUUCAGGCCGCCCUGAAGCAGAUGACCUCAGCCAAUGCUCAGCUAGUCCAGAGGCUGGCUGAGGAAGAGAUCUCCAAGCAGAACCUCCAGAAGGGCUCCUUGGAGCUUCAGGCCAAGCUGACAGCAGCACAGAAGGAGCGGGCCGCACUGGGCCAGCAGCUGCAGCUGGAGAGAGAGGUACAUCAGACAGAACUGGACAACAUGAAGGCGAUGAUGGAGGCCAGCAGGACAAAAAAGUAUCGUGAAGUGCAGGACAUGCUCAAGCUCUGCGAUCAGGAGAGGGAUGAAAUAAAGGCGCACCUGAAGGAGGUUAAGGCAGACGCAGCCUCAGACAAGGAGCUGUGCGGGGCGCUGCGCAUCAAGUUGGACAGGAUGAAGGAUGAGUGUGAUAAGCUGGCAGCACAGCUGAGCACGAAAGACGAGGCUCACACACUUCUCCACAGAAAGCACCAGCUACUCAAACAGGAACUGGAUGAAAAAGUCAGGUCGGGUGAGCGGAGACGUGCUUCAGAGUCCGAGCUCGUUAAGCUGGAGGAGAAGGUGUUGCGGAUGGAAGCAGAGCGAGAGGCAGUCCUCACCUCCAUGGGUGAGGAACUGGAUGCAGCCUGUCGCAGCCUGGCUAAGAACGGCGAAGACAAACUACAGGCGAUCUCCCAGAAACCUGGAUUAGUGAAAGACCCCCAUCGCUGGCUAGCUGAGACAAAGACCAAGAUCCGCUGGCUGUGUGAGGAGGUGCGUGAGUGCACCACAAGAGAGCAGCGCUUAAGGAAGCAGCAACAACAAACCAGGGAUCAGUUGAAGGCCCUCAGGCAGAGCCGGGACUCGGAGCAGAUGGCUCUGCUGCAGCGUCUGGACCAACAGGAGAAGCUGCUGCACUCCCUCGGCACUGAAAAGAGAGAGCUGCUGGAGAGGAGUCGCAGGAAGGAGGAAGAAAUGAGAAGCCUUCAGGACCGUGUAUUGGAUCUGGAGAUGAACACAAGAGUAGCCCUGGACCACUUGGAGUCAAUUCCAGAGAAACAAUGUCUGAUGGAGAACUUCAAAGAUUUGGAGGAGUCACAGCGACAGAGGGAGAUGCUAGAGCAGCGCUACACCAAAUACAAAGAGAUCGUCUGGGACCUACAGCACCAGCUGGACGAGUCUAAACGCAGAAUCCAGGAGUACAGAGACGAGAAGCUGGACGCCACUUCCAGGAGCCUGAGACUGGGCGCUCUAUCCUCGUCAGUUAGAGGCCCCAGCACGUUCCUCAGCAGCUCGCUGAGAUCUGACACACUGUCCCCUCACAAUCGGCUGACCAGCUCAGACUUGGAUGACUCCCCAGUCAACGGUGCCAAACCCCUCACGGACUAGCUUAACCUCAAGUGAGCCUUUAUCUGUAUCCGUACAAACCCAAACCUGCGGUGCUCCCAGCUGAUUCUACCUGUGUGCUGCUCAUGCAGAACAAAGAAACAACUGGACUGUACCAGGAGGCCUUGCACUCAACACUAAUCCUCUUCUACCUCAACCGGCAAUCACUGAAGGGUGCUCAAGAGCAGAGGGGUAAGACUUAGACAUUUCACAGCAAACUUUGAGAAAUACUAUGAAGGAGGAGAUAUGAGUUUGGACACUGUAAAAGGAGGAAAUACUGUAAAGUGUUGACUUUUUAUUUAUAAGAACCUGAAUUGAAUGUAUUUAAUGGAUUUGAAAAAGGUUUAAAACAAAUAGUUUUACUGUUCGUUUCUUGCCAUAGUUAUAUUAUUACUAUUUUAACUUUUGGUAAAAAAAAAAUGUUUAGUGUAUUGUUAUCAUGCCAAUGUGUUUGUGCUAAAAUGUUUACUCUACUCAAACAAAACUGGUGCCUUUUCAACAAUAUGUAGUUUUUUAAUAUAUAUAUUUAUAUAAAAUAUAAGAUAUUUAUCAUGAAAAUGAAUAUCUGUUUUUACAUCUCUUUUAAUGUUUUGACCAAUUUGCUUAAUGACAUUCAAUCUUUUUGUUUUCAUGCAGUACCGUAUAUAUUUGACACUAUAAG